AUGGCAGAAAUGAUUGGAGGUCUGAAUUUGGUGUUACUUGGAAAAAUAGGAGCUGGGAAGAGUGCAUCAGGAAACACAAUCCUGGGACGAAAAGCUUUUGAAUCAAAGGAAAGUUUCACCUCUGUCACACAAGAUCUGGCUGUUGAAUCUGGGACUGUCUGUGGACGACAGGUCACUGUUUAUGACACACCAGGAUUAUUUAACACAAAGCUUAGUGAGGAAAAGGUUCUGCAGAUAUAUGCAAAUGUUCUUCAGAGAUGUGAAUCAGGUCCCUGUGUGUUUCUGCUGGUCAUCAAAGCUGACAGAUUCACUGAAAAAGAGAGAAAAACUGUGGAGAAGAUUGAGGAGCUGCUGGGAGAAAACCGCUUGAAGAAAACCUGGAUUCUCUUCACUGGAAGAGAUGAACUGGAGGAAGAAAACAUAUCAAUUGAUGAAUUCAUCAAUGAGACUGAACCACUGAAGAGACUCGUUCAGAAAUAUGAUCAGAGAUACCAUGUGUUCAACAACAAGAAGAAAGGACCUAAUGGACAAGUUCCAGAGCUGCUUUCAAAAAUAGAUGCAAUAGAAAAAGGAGCAAAACCGAAGAAGACUCUAGUGAAGGGAGGAAAACUAAAAUGCAUUCCUGUCUCCAGAUUAACUGUGCAGGAGCCGCCGAGGUGGAAGAUAUUAGAUGAAGAGAGCCUUUGGGGCAUCAGAGAGACCCUUGAGACUGAUGAGCUAGAAACCUCCAGACGGAUUGUUCUUCUGGGUAAAACUGGAGUUGGGAAGAGUGCAUCUGGAAACACAAUACUGGGACAGAAUAAGUUUAACUCUGUGAGGAGUUUGAGUUCAGUAACUCGUGAAUGUUCAGUUUCUCACACCACUUUUUCAGGCAGAUCUGUGUCUGUAGUUGAUACUCCUGGAUUCAUUCACACACACAUGAAUCCUGAAGAGUUAAUGACAGAGAUAGCCAGAAGUGUUUAUUUAUCCAGUCCUGGACCUCAUGCUUUUCUCAUUGUGAUUAAUCUGAGUAUAACAUUCACUGAACAUGAGCAGCAGAUCACAGAACAGAUUAAAACACUGUUUGGUCAGGAAGUGUUAAAAUACUCCAUCAUUCUCUUCACUCAUGGAGAUCUGUUAGAUGGAGAGUCAGUAGAGAAAUUCAUUAAGGAGAACAGUAAAUUAAGAGAUCUAGUUGAUCAGUGUGGAGGCAGAUUUCACAUCUUCAACAAUAAAGAUCAGAGAAACAGACAGCAGGUGAAUGAUCUACUGCAGAAGAUUGACACAAUGAUAGAGCAGAAUGGAGGAGGACACUACAGUAAUCAGAUGCUUGAAGAUGCUCAGAGAUUCAGACGAGAGGAAGAAGAGAGGAGACCGAGAGAGGAAGAGGGGAGAAAACAACAAGAGGAGAAACAAAGACAAGAGGAGAUUGAGAGAGUGAGAAAAGAGACAGAGGAGAAAAUCAGAGCAGAAUUUAAAGGUCCACCAGCAUUUUUACUAGAAAGACUUAAACAAAUGAGACAGAGAGAGGAAGACAGAAAACGAAGAGAGGAGGAACAACAGGAGAUGUUUGAGAGAUUCUUUUGCCACCUGGGUUCGCCAAGGAGACAUAAGGCAAUGCUUAUGGAAAUGGAAAUGGAAACAUAUAUUGAAAUGCAGAGAAAACGACGAGAGGAGAAACAAAGGCAAGAGGAGAUUGAGAGAGUGAUAAAGGAAACGGACGAGAAAAUCAGAGCAGAGUUUGAAGGUCCACCAAGAUUUUUACUAGAAAGGUUUAAGUCAAUGAGACAGAGAGAGGAAGAGGAGAGAAAACAAAUGGAGAAACAAAGACAAGAGGAGAUUGAGAGAGUGAGAAAAGAGGCAGAGGAGAGAAUCAGAGCAGAGUUUGAAGGUCCACCAAGUUUUUUACUAAGAAUAUUUAAGUCACUGAGACUGAGAGAGGAAGUGGAGAAAACACAACGAGAGGAGAAACAAAGACACAAUGAUAUUGAGAGAGUGAGAAAAGAGACAGAGGAGAAAAUCAGAGCAGAGUAUGAAGGUCCACCAAGAUUUUUACUAGAAAGACUUAAAGCAAUGAGACUGAGAGAGGAAGAAAGGAUACAAAAAGAGGUGGAACGACAGGAGGUGUUUGAGAGAGUCUUUGACCACCUGUGUUUACCAAAAAUGCGUGUGGAAAUGCAGAGAAAACAACAAGAGGAGAAACAAAGACAAGAGGAGAUUGAGAGAGUGAUAAAAGAGACAGAAGAGAGAAUCAGAACAGAGUUUGAAGGCCGACCAAGAUGAUUGAGACACACUUAAAUCAAGUCAGAAAGAUCAAGAGAGAAAGCUACAAGCGGAAAAACAAAGACAUUUCAUGGACCAUCAGUAUUUCUACUAGAGAAAGAGAAUCAAGAGUAUAGAAUGUGAACUAGAAGCAAGAUUGAGAAGUGACAUAAGAAAAUUUAAUAUGGAAUGUGUCUUUAGUUGAUACUCUUGGAUUCUUUGACACACUAAUGAAACCUGAUGAAGAAAGAAGUGUUUAUUUGUCCAGUCCUCAUGCUUUUCUCAGUAUGAAAUGAGGAAAAAAUUCAAGAAUCAAGCAAUGGAGUUCAAUCCAUUUUUUCAGGGUUCUGCAUCAUAUAUAGUUUAGAAGAACUAAUGGAGCAGGAGGAAAUAAAGAGGAACAUAACUUGAGUGAUGAAGACAGAUGAGAGAAGAGUAUAAUCAGUGAAGAAUAAAAGAGGAUUCAACCAUUAUACAAUUGGCUAAAACCACUGCUACAUGCUUUGCCAAACUGCUGAUAAAAUCAGCCUGAGAAACUCAUCAUCAUCACGUUCCUCACUGCUGUGAUCCAGCUGGAGAAUCUGGGAACAGUACAGUAUAAAACACCAGAACAACUGUACACAAACAUUUCUGCAUCCAGAUGACGAGACGCUCUGGAUCAGAGAC
Molecule: messenger RNA, 2907 nt
Organism: Megalobrama amblycephala (Wuchang bream)
Lineage: Eukaryota; Metazoa; Chordata; Actinopteri; Cypriniformes; Xenocyprididae
Product: GTPase IMAP family member 8-like
Exons: 3
Coding region: 1-2262 (753 amino acids)
Molecular function (GO): GTP binding
Source: RefSeq, a predicted model, not a curated record